AUGGCAGAUGAUGUCUUGCCGCCUAGUGUCUACCAUCAAACUGCGGGUGCCUGUGGGUAUGGUGUCGCGGUGACGUCCUACUACGGUAGCCAUCUCGCGGCGGCUGUUCCAUCCAUCUUCAACGACGGAACCGGUUGUGGCGCCUGUUUUCAGAUUCGAUGCAAGAAUAAGAAGCUAUGCAGCGAGGGAGGCACGAAGGUGGUGGUGGUGACUGAGCUGGGAUUGGGAUUGGGAAGCAGCAGCAGCAGUAUGAAUGUGACCACAGAUUUGGUGCUGAGCCGCAGGGCUUUCAGGGCCUUGUCCAAACUAGGCCUGCAUCGUCACCUCUUCGGACUCGGCAUCGUCGACAUCCAAUAUCACAGAGUAGCAUGUGAAUACGAGCACCGGAAUCUGGGGAUUCGGGUGGAAGAAAGCAGCCACAAACCACACCAUUAUCUCGCCAUUACCUUGUUAUUCCAAGGUGGUCAGACCCACAUCCUGGCUGUCUCUGUCGCUAAGGUUGGAACCGGAGAUUGGCGCGACAUGACCAGAAACCACGGCGCAGUGUGGCACACGACCCGAGCCCCCGCCGGGGCAUUGGAGUUCUUGGUGGUUGUGACUUCGGGAUACGAUGGCAAGUAUUACUACCUCAAGAAUGUGAUGCCGGGUGAGUGGAAGAUUGGGGUGAUUUAUGAUACGGGUUUAAACCUUACUGACAUUGCUCCGGAGAACUGUCCCACCAUGGGUUAA
Oldenlandia corymbosa var. corymbosa is the source of this 729-nucleotide messenger RNA. The record is from the annotation of a GenBank genome assembly. Lineage: Eukaryota; Viridiplantae; Streptophyta; Magnoliopsida; Gentianales; Rubiaceae.